Cylicocyclus nassatus is the source of this 1026-nucleotide messenger RNA. Lineage: Eukaryota; Metazoa; Nematoda; Chromadorea; Rhabditida; Strongylidae. The record is from the annotation of a GenBank genome assembly.
UUAUAUUUAUUUUACAGAAUAGUGCCCUAUGCGAAAGGGGCCUCGUACCACGGCUGUUGUGAUUGAUCAUCGAAAGAGUGUGUUCAAUUUGUUAUAUAGCGAUAUUUGUUGGAAUUAUCGUGAAUCAAGAUGUUUGCACCCAGAGGUCGAAUUUAUUACUGCCUUUUGGUUUUUGGUUCAUUAGGUGCUGUUGUGAACUUUCCGGAGGGUUAUUCGAACUCAUACCCAAACACCUCAUACAAGUCGUUUCUCCAAAUGAUCAACGACACGUAUAUAGGUAGAGGUGACGAGGAUGGAAUAGCUCCAGAAUUUUACGUUUGGGUAUGGUCAGCCAUACUAAAUGUAUGGUUUUUGGGAUAUCUUCUGGGAACAUUUGUCACGCCCUAUUACACAGAACGCUUUGGAAGGAAAAAAACCCUACUGGGCUCUAACUGCAUCGCACUCGUCGGCUCGGUGCUCGCAUUCCAAAGCGUGUAUCUUUCCAUACCGGAAUUAUUCUUCAUCUCGAGGGUGGUAUCCUCGAUGAGUUCGGGAAUAUCAUUUGGAGCGUUGAUACUCUUCCUUCAGGAAGCAACGCCUACCGAAUAUCGAGGAAUGACAUCGUUCCUAUCUGAGAACACAUUCACUGCCACUACGGUAAUGGGCAUAGGUUUCGGUAUGGAUGCUAUGUUCGGAAGGGAUUUGCCCGUGCUUACAGGUAUCUCCAUCAUACCCGCGGCAAUGUCCAUUCUCCUUGUGAUACCCCUCAAGGAGACUCCAAAAUAUCUUCUUCUCAAUCAAAAUGAUCGAAAAGCUGCCAAAGAAUCUCUCAGGUUCUACAGAGGAGACAAAGUUGAUCUCGACGCAAUUCUCAACGAAAUGCGGCUCGAAGGUGAAGAUUACGCUAUGCCCGAAACUUCUAUGUUACGCUCGGUUUUCACCGUUCUGCGUGAGCCUCAUCUCCGAAUACCUUUCUUUAUCGGCUGUCUUAGCCUUCAGGUAGUUGUCGGUAUCUGGUCGAUCAUAUACCUUUCGACAGAUAUGCUA